CUGACUUUUGUGUCGCUCAUCACUUUCCAGUUGUUAAUGUAAAUGUAAGAGGGCUUGAAUGAAACCGUGAUCGAGCUGGUUAAUCAUUCAGAGGUUAGCUACGCUGGGCCAAUUGGCCGAACCAAUGCAGAAUAUUCAUUGGAGGUAAUCCAGAGCCAGGAUGGUACUGUGCUGGCACAUACAAGACAGCACGGCUGGGAUGUGUAGAACAUGGCUCCAUGGAUACAACACAGGCCUUGCACAGCCGUAGACCGGCACAUAGCAGGGUGAGCGAGCCAGAGCUCUGGGACAGGAUCACAGUGUCGUCAUGUAACUCUUCUGCUUGUCCUCACUGGUAGCCUGGCCGGAUCAGGCCUGGACUAGCAGUCAUGCAUGUCCACUUUGAGGAGAACAGUUCGUCGCGCUGUGACUGCACCAUUCAUUGCCUCUCCUGGAUGGGCAAGGUGCCCGACACCCUGCCCGAUGAGGAGGGCUGGAAGCUGAAUCGCACCCAGUACUACCAGGAGGGCUGGCUGGCUGGAGGCAAUAGCAAGGGCGUAGUGGGAGUCACCUUUACCACCAGCCACUGCAAGAAGUAUGACCCACCUGCCAGAUCCAACUUUAACCUGCGAGGUCAUCGCAGUGAAGUUGUUUUGGUGCGCUGGAAUGAGCCCUACCAGAAGCUGGCCACCUGUGAUGACCAUGGUAUCAUCUUUGUCUGGAUCAAACAUGAGGGGCGCUGGUCUAUAGAAUUGAUCAAUGAUCGUAAUAGCCAGGUGACUGACUUUGCCUGGUCUCAUGAUGGACGUAUGGCACUGAUUUGUUACCGGGAUGGUUUUGUUUUGGUGGGCUCAGUUGCUGGGCAGAGGUACUGGUCCUCCAUGUUAAACCUGGAUGACUCUUCCAUAACCUGUGGAAUCUGGGCUCCUGAUGACCAGAAGGUGAUGUUUGGAACAACGGACGGUCAGGUGGUUGUGAUGAGCUCAUCAGGUGCCAUGCUGGUUCAGGUCACCAUCCAUGAGGGCAUGGAAAUCACCACCAUGAUGUGGUCAUGUGAAAAGUUCAAUAUGGAUGAAUCAGACAGUGAUAAGAACAUCAAGAAAACAUCCUCCCCAUCAGAUACUACCUCAUCACAACGAGACCCUCGACUCGCCAUCUGCUUUAAACAUGGUGCUAUCUUCCUCAUGUCCAGUUAUGACGAUGUCUGUCCCAGAAUUAUCAAUACUAUGCUCACAGGUUUAAAGUUGGACUGGUCCAAUUGUGGGGAGUUCCUGGCAGUAGGGGGUUUUGUCCGCUUGCCUAACCUCCACUGUAAAAGUGAGAUCCACUUCUACUCCAGUGAUGGAAACCUCACCUACAAAAUACUUGUCCCCACUCAGGGAAAGCCUCUCACCGCACUUACCUGGGGACAUAAUGAUAAGCGUUUAUUUGUGGGGGCAGGCUGUGUCAUACACGUGGCUUGGGUUACCAAACAUGUGGCAACUCUGCAGUUCCUCAGUCAUCGAUGUAUACAGAAAGUCAUCCGUCUAGAAAAAAAUAUCAGUAAACUUCGACUUCCCUCCAAGUUAAAGAAUGGUGUUCGAGCAUUGUUCUCUCCAACAAUAAAGAGCUAUAUACCCGACCCAUUUAAGUUGCGUGAGUUUGUGAGUUCCCUCCCCCCUGGCAAUGAGCGGCUGUACUGUACGAUGAUUCGUCAUGGUGAUGAGACGUCAGGGGGUCACUACACCCUCUAUCUGGAGUAUCUUGGGGGCCUGGUGCCACUUUUAAAGGGGAAGCGAGCCAGCAAAAUACGACCAGAUUUUGUUAUUUUCGACCCUAAGAUAAGGACUCUGGGUGGCAGAUCCACAGCUGCAGAUGAGGAACACACCUGUUUGAGUAGUGGUGGGGAGAGUGAGCUGGACUCUGACAGUGAUGUGUCCGUGGAUGGCUGUGGCUCACCAAGAAUGCAAAGAAAAAAGCGUCAAAAACAUUUCCGAGCAGAGAGGGUAGAGAGGAGCAUAACAUUCCGUACUCUCGAUGAGCUGUUCUACAAUGACAACCUGCCAGAGAGUAACAAGCUUGUGGAGAUCACAUCCAACAUUUGGGGGACCAAGUUCCGAAUUGUUGGCACAGCGUCCUACCUGCCCGAGGAAUUGGGACAAGUGCUGUACAAGACUAGUCUGCUCCACCUACAACCUCGUCAGAUGACGGUCACUGUGGCAGAGCUGGCCUGUUACGACCUCCAGUCAUACUCUCGUGACCCCAAUUUCACGCCUGCGGGGAUGAGCGAGGAUGAGGAUGAAUCAGAUUUUGUUGAUCUGGAAAUAUUACAUAAUUUUUCUGAUGACCAAGGUGUUAGUGUGGCUCCAGUCGAUGCCUGUGUACAUACGUGUUUGACUCAGACAAAUGAACUACAAGAUUUGAUUGGUGGAGAUGUGUUGCUGAGCAAGCACUCAGAACCAUGCUUACAAACUGAUGUUGAAAGCUGUAAGAGUGGACAGUCCUCAGGGAAGAUUAGUGAACAGUAUAGUCCCACCAAGAAUGGUACACCUCUGUUUAGGUGUUCCGGAAAACCCCGCCGCACAUCCAGCAUUAAAUCACGAUCACUGUCUCCCGCUGAAAAUCAUGCAACUGCUCAAAACAAUGCCUUCCAUAGCAUUUUGGAUCAGGACUCCAGUGAUUUGCUCAAAGACUCCUAUGCGCAUCAAGGUGCUAGGCCCAAGCUUCUCCAGCCUUCUGACAAGCAUGGCCAUGUGGAACAGAUUACCUGGGACAGUUCCGUGGGUGUCGUGCCAGCGUCUUCCAGUCGCACAAGCAACAGCGUCCAGCACAUUCAAAGUGUCCCACCUGCUGGCCAGUUGCCCAAGCCUGACCCCAGCACCGUGGGUAAAGUGCUGCAGCAGGACCUGCAGAGCACCAGUAUGCCACGCUGGGCUGACCGUGCUUGUCAGGGUAUCCGCUUCAUUGAUGAUGAAACCUGCGAAGGCAUGGACAUUCCUGUAGAAACCAACACCAUCUAUGACUGUAGCAAUGUGACACUUAGUGUGAACACUGAAUCACAGAGGCGUUUAUACCUAGCUCACUCUGAGGCUUCGGCCAACCAGACCUGUGCGCCUGAUGCACCUGCCCCCUCCACUGACCAGGGCUUUAGGCUUGGGGAAUGCCCCAGUGACAGCCAAGAGUCAUCCCUUCUCGAGGACGCCCAUCGGGGCUUGAACAGAGAGGGGCUGGUGGGCACGGUACUCUCCAAACAUGGUUCUCUGGACACGGGUAUCAAUGUGCUAGGUUUGAAGCCAGAGGUGAAUGGACUAGAGGAGGUGACUAGCACAUCGCUGCCUGCUUCACCCAUCAAAAGGAGCCUCGUCUCCAAAACCAAGAAACUCAGGCAUGAGGUGCUCCUCAACAAAACUAAACUCAGUCCUCUGUUCAGUCGUAAAGGACGAUCUCGCCAUGUGGAGAGUUCUGAGGAGGAGUUGUCUUCCCUGGAAGAGAUUCGUGCCAGUCAGGGAUAUAGAAAUUUGGAGACAUUCCAAAAAGCACAGCUAAAACAAAAGAUGAGGAAGGCCAAGAGUAAAGGUGACAGUGAUAAAUCUCCACGAGCGGGACAUGGUGUGAAGCGUAAACAGCUGAUCAUGCAUAACAAGGCACCACUGUGGAACGAGAGCAGUCAAGUCUACCAGCUGGACUUUGGCGGCCGAGUCACGCAAGAGUCAGCCAAAAACUUCCAGAUAGAAUUUCGUGGCCGACAGGUGAUGCAGUUCGGUAGGAUUGAUGGCAAUGCCUACACCUUGGACUUCCAAUACCCAUUCUCAGCCCUGCAGGCGUUUGCCGUGGCACUGGCAAAUGUCACCCAGAGACUCAAAUGAUCAAAUGUCUCUGGCAUAGCACUUUAUUUCUGCAUACAUACACAAAAAGCUGUCAGCUUAGUUGUCAUACAUUUCAUAUGUGUAACUUGUGCUUACAAGGAGAGUGUAGCCAAUGCUAUGUUACAGACAAACUGUUCUUAUGUUGAUGCUGUAAAGCGG
Liolophura sinensis is the source of this 3983-nucleotide messenger RNA. RefSeq names its product tubby-related protein 4-like. Lineage: Eukaryota; Metazoa; Mollusca; Polyplacophora; Chitonida; Chitonidae. Gene Ontology annotation, molecular function: protein binding. The record is from RefSeq and is a predicted model, not a curated record. The coding region runs from base 369 to 3824 and encodes 1151 amino acids. The transcript has 14 exons.